Messenger RNA from Xyrichtys novacula (pearly razorfish), 26259 nucleotides. The record is from the annotation of a GenBank genome assembly. Lineage: Eukaryota; Metazoa; Chordata; Actinopteri; Labriformes; Labridae.
AUGGAAACCCCGGGCCAGAAACGAACCAGCCGCGGUGCCUCCGGCGUCUCCCCGGCCCGCAUCACCAGACUGCAGGAGAAGGAGGACCUGUGUAACCUCAAUGACCGGCUGGCUGUCUACAUCGACAAGGUGCGCUCUCUGGAGACCGAGAACGCCUCGCUGCGCCUGCGCAUCACCGAGUCCGAGUCCCUCGUUACCCGAGAUUUGUCCGGCAUCAAGGAGGCCUACGAGGCGGAGCUAGCCGACGCCCGCAAGACCCUGGACCAGGUGGCCAAGGAGCGGGCACGCCUGCAGCUGGAGCUGAGCAAGAUCAGGGAGGAGCACAUGGAGCUCAAAGCCAGGUAGGAGGAGCAUGUGAGGCGGGGCUUUAAAAGGGAGGGGCUUUGCAACCAUAGAGGGAACUUGACCUCACAAAAACUCCAUGUUGUCUCUUUUUUUUCUUUUACUAUAAUGCGUUUCAGAUGCUCAGUGUAGAAAACAAGAACAAAGUUUCGCUGCUGGAUGCGCAUCUUUAUAGCAGAUUUGAUGCAGAUAUAUGUUAAAGUCAGCCAGACCACGAGGAGCCGUCCAUAAAUCUGUCACUCAUGGGCCAUUAUAGCGCUAUUCUGUGGUUUCAGCGUGGAGGGAAUUCCCAGCCUCUGAGCGAGCAUGUGGGAGACAAUCCUGAGCUGCUUUAAAAAGUGUCACCUUCACAUUUUAAGCUCACAGUGUCUACCCUGUGGCACAGUGUGCACAAUGAGAACAGUUACACUCGUCACAGAGGUCAGAUCAUGAUAUCAUGGGUGACAGAAUUCAUGAUGACAUUCAUAUUUUCAGGCUUUUUCAUGCCUUUGCUUAGAGGAUCGGACAGAAGACAGAGCAGGAAAUAAGGAGAGAGAGAAUAGAGAGUGACACAGUGGAGAGGAGCCGCAGGAUAACAUUUGUGUCCAAAAAGCCACUUAGUUGUUAGGGCAGUGCUGCACUCAGAGGAGCUGAGCGUGUGUGCUGUAAUUCAACAUUUUACGCCGAGAUGCCUCUAGUUCACACCUGCUCUUGUUCUGAGAUGGUGCAACACCCUCAUUUUUUUUUUUUUUAACCAGGAAUGCAGAGCAGAGUGUGGAGCCAUACCCGACAUUAGCACCGUAAAAACAUUCCUGGUUGUUAAGUGUGUGACUCGUCAGUUAGAAAGCGCAGUUAUGUCACUUUAAGGCCUCAGGGGCGUUGGAAACGACACACCUCCAGCCAAACAGGCUCCACCUUAAACACACAGCGCGCUUUGUUGAGGAAGAAUAACUGCCCUAAUGAUAGGAUGUCUUUCAUUGCAGCGUUUGACACCCGCUCAGGUUACUUAUACCUGCCCUUUGGACUCAAGUGAACAAUUCAAAUCUGUAAUCGGUCUCCACUUUGAUAGAAAAGGUCGAACUGCAGCUUAAUCCAUGAUUUUCUCUGUAGUGUAGUAGCUGUUUGGUCUCUCAGAAUGUGGAAAAUGUGAAGCACUAUUUCCUGUAGCCCAAGGGGAUAUCCUCUGUUGUCCUCCUCCUGUAGGUCAACUGUUGUCAACAGCUCAAAGAAACUGGUUAUAACUGUUACAGCUGGCUAAAGAAAGUAGAAAAUAUUCCUGUGUAAGGUUCUGUUGUCUCCUUAAAUGAUCAAUCACUGCUCAAAGUAGAACGAUUGGACAUGAGUGCCACCGUGAGUCAUAAAACCCAUGUGAUUGUAAGAGUAUUCGAAACAUCCUGUCUGACAUUAAAUCAAAUGAAUCGCUUUAGUGUGCCUCUUAUGUCUAAGUUCAAAUUUAGUUCCAGUUGCAUCGAUAAAGUUAAACUGUAAUAAGCUUUAUACAAAUGACCGAGACUGUCAAGGUGGGCAUCGCACAGAAGAUGUAUGUCGAGUUCAAUGAAUCAUUGACCUCUGGGGUGUCGGAUUGUAAUUUAAUAGCAGAUUAUGACGUGCAUUGGCUGACAUAUUUCAAUGUCUUUUAUGAUGAAUGAGUGGCAGCUCUGGAUGAGGUGUGUUGUCAGCCUGCUGAGUGAGUUUGUGGAGGGUUAUAACCCCAGGUGAAAGUCUGUGGUGUAGACUCAUGUUUUACUGAGGAGCAGCACGUGAGGAAUUUGUCAGAGCUUUGGCAAAGAGCAGCUGUGAAUUAAUGGAGAAAUAAAACUGAUAAAUAUCCACCUUAAAUACCGAACAUGAAAGACCAAAUGUGCCUCUACAGUGGCCGUGUUAGUUCCUUUAAAAGGCGAAGGAAGAGCAACAGAAUAUACAGAGAGGAACAUUUAAAAAAACAAGCUAAAUUCCAACAUAUUUCAGCGGUGAAACAGCAGUCUGUGAAGUUUAAACACACACAUAGAGGGAAUGCUUUUGCUCCAAUUAGCGCCAUUGUGUUCCUUACCGUCAGUCUGUAUGAACCGUGGAGUGUGAAGCAUGUCUGUUAGUGUACUCAGCGGGCGUGGCUCAGAGGUGUGUGCUGACAGACGAAUCAAAGUGUACAAACUUUUCAGGUUAUGUGCCUUCCCUGUAACUUUCUCCCCUCUGCACAGUUUCAUCAUAAUGUCCAGGCGACUCGAUCUGUCUGUGGUUUGUAAAUUUACCUUUACAAAAGGAUGUUGACAUGUAUGUGCGCUCCGGUAAAAAGGCCGAAUAACAAAGUGUUGAGAGAUUUUCAUUGUACAAGUUUUUUUAUUCAUCCACACAACACCCCCCACGUCACAGCGCUUCUGGUAAUUCUGCAGCCAAGGAAAUUAGCAACAGCUUUGGCAGAGACACUGUUUUCAAAAGGGGGAAGCAGAUCUUUUUGACGCACGUGUGGUGGGAAAGAAUUCCUCAAUCCAGCCCGCGCCGGCUUUAUCUGCCAUACUUUGUGCAGCCUGUUUGCUGUUUGGUUGCCAUAGCGCUCUGGGAGUCUUGGCUCGACCGUGUGACAGGGUGGUGACUCAGAGUUUUUUUUCCCUCUGCCUCUGGAAUGAGGCUGACCGAGUGCUCACUGUAACAGGAAGUCAGGUUUAUUAAUACACACUGACAGACCACCUCGCCGAGCUUCAGGUGGUGACAGGAGCAGACGAAGGGGCAACAAACAGAGGACGGCUCCAUCUCACAAUAUGUGGAGUCUUUUUUUUGUUGUGUUGCUGUCCUCGGUUUUUCUCCUCAUGUUUGAUAGAACACACACACUGCAGCAGGUGGAACCGUCUCUGUAGUUCAGUUGCCUGGACACACCUGUUUAGCCCAAAGGCAUGACACUGCGUCUCUUCACACUCACACACAGCUUUCUAUGCAUAACUCUUACAACGAACACAUGCUCUCCCCCCCUAACCUCAAGCUGCCGGGCCAGAAUGCCAACCAUCCUCCCUGCAGCACUAUUUGACUUGUAAAUAAUUCAAAACUGUAGACAAAAGCAGGUGUGGGUGGACCGAGGUGCUGUAAAAUCAAGUCUAAACCUAAAGCUUGAAGCGAGAAACACAAAAAAGCAAAGGUCAGAACAGGAGAUAUGAGCCCUUGAGCUAAAGCAGGGCCCUGUUUGUGGGUCUGGCAGCGCCUCGUUCACUCAUCCUUCCUUUAAUACUGAAAUAGUGCGUCUGUCUGGUGUCUCGUGCCCAGUCCAACCUCCAGCUGUGCCGCUGGCUGUGAAACCUGAGCCUGAGCGGGAGAACGAGCUCAUCAGUGUCACUGGCAGGACUUGUUUUCUGAAUCCUUUAUCAACGCUCCACCCAGGCAGAUGAGCGGAGUGGUUUUUGUGCCAAGAAACUGGAUGCCACACAUGCAGUUUUCGAGUUUGUCAUAGUUUUUUGUUUUGCAAGAGACAGAAACUCCUGUGUGAGCAGAAUUUUUCACACUAUGUUUGUCUAGUUUAUCAAAAGACAGAAAAUGAAUCUACAACAAUUUUGAUUAUUAAAAUGACAAAAAUGAUGCACAGAUACCAGCUGUCUUUGUAGAUAUUCAACUGCUCUUGCCUUUUUUAUGUAUCUGAAAAGAGGUCAUCAAACCAAGUCAGGCUUUAAAGCUCCUGUAAGGAACUUUCAGUUUGUGUGUUAGCGCCCCCUGUGGACAGAUCAGUCUGUGUUUAUUUCACCCUCACCAGGCUGAAGUAGUCCUCUUAUCCUCCUGACAUUUAUGACUGUCAAAUGUGUUAUUUAUUAUAACCAUCUUUAUGUGUCAAAACAGACUGUUUCUUAGCUGUUUAGCUAGCACUUUAAAAUUUACUCUAAAAUAUGAUCCGUCCUAUUGUUGAUGGUCUUGUUUGCUUUUCUAGAUCAUAAAAGUGAAUUUCAGUCUUUUCCAUAAAUGUCAAAAAACUCCUCACAGGAGCUUUAAAAGAAUUUUAAAAGCACUUUUUUUAUUACUUUCCUACAUAAUAUUCAUCCAAAACUUAAUAGAGGUUCAUCAGUUUACAUUAUUGAAAGCCUCUGGCAAUAAUAAUAACAAUAGUGUGUCUGUAGUUUACUGGCAGCAUCAAAUACUAAAAGCGAACACCGUCGGAGCGAUAAAUCCCCAGACUUUGAUCUCUCCUGUUGGUUAAAGUUUGUCUAAUAAGGAGGGGACUCAACUGUACGGGGUUGUAAAGUAAACAGCCGAGCCUCGUUUUGAAUAAAUUCUCCUCUGUGUGUAUAAAAGAAGGGAUUUGCCUCGGCUGACUUUGCCCCACCUGUCGGCUAUGUGUAGUUCAGGGUGUGGCAGCAGGUAGACAAAGCUCUCAGACUUCAUCCUGAGGGGGAUUAAAUAACUGCUGCUGUCCACAGAAUGAGGCAGAACAUGUCCGGGUGCUGCUCUGUACAUUCGUGUGCAACGUCAUAACCAGCUUCUGGCAUCCACUCAACUAUCCGAGAGCACAGCAGGAAGUGCUCUUAUCAUAAAAGACAAAUUCACAUUUCCUUUCUCUUUGCAUGGAACAGGGCCCAUCUGUUUUUACAGAGGGGUUUUUUUGUGAGUGUCUAUCAGGUUUUAAAUUAGACACCUCCAAAACUUCCCCAGUCAAAGCUGUAUUCUCUUACUGUAUGUGACGUGCUUGUGAUGUGCGUUUAUUUCGUCAUCUCAGUGCCCCUGACAUUCAGAUGACAAAGAAAACACUCCCCACAUGCCAAGCAACGCCAACAGUGUAGUAAACAAACGUAUCAAUAUCGAGCCGGUCUGUCCCCCCAUGAGUGAAAACAGAAGUGAAAGUGGGAGAGUGAUGAAGAGGUUGACUUCAUAUGAUGUGGUCUAUUAUUAGUCAUAACUUCCGAUUCGGUGAGUAACUUUCUAAAAUUUGACUGCAGGGAAACUUCAGCUGCGUAACACAUUACGUAUUGAAAGUUUAGGUAACACAUCACAGCUGUGUGGUUACUGGGACUACAGGAGGACUCAGUCAAAGUGCUCGUGUCGAGUUUGUUGAGAUUAAUUGCUCGUCUUUAAAGUCUUUUCCUAAAAUGGACAAGAGCAAGCCUGCAGUCCUCUUCUGAUCAUGCAGGCGAGCCUCCUGAUUGCUUGGCUGUUUUUUUAAGGAAAACUUUCCUCAGCAGUCGACAGACAACAGUGCAGUAUUAUACUGCUUCUUUUUUUCUCUUUAGCCGUUGGGAAAGUACCUCUGACUGCAUGGAAAGCUCUGUGUCCCCAAGCAUCUCAGAUGAAGAAAUCAGUUUGUUGUACUUAACAAAGAAAAAAAGAAAACAGCUCAAAUGUUGGGAAACAGUUAGACAAAACUAUUCAUGUAAGCGUUUAAAAAUAUAUCAACUGAAAAUGCAAUUUUUUUCUUAUCCAGUCAAGGAGAAAUAGAUUUACUAUGAUUUAUUCGCAUUUCAUUUAAUUGAGCAACAUAUUUUUUUGUCUUUGCAUUACCCAGGAAAAACUCAACGUACACAGAAUAAAUCAAACAUACUGUAUUGUUCACAUCUUCAUUCCAACAUCUCAGAGGCUGAUUAUGCAGACUUAUUCAAAAAUGAAUGACUGUAGCGUGCCGUUAUAAGGUCAGCAUAAUUACGGGGAUGAAAAAUUAAUCUGAGCAGGUUUUUAUGCUCCUGCUCCAACAUUGUUCAAACGUUGAGAAAAUCCACUUUGACAGGUUUUCCUGUGGCACUCGGACCACCUCAUUGAUUAUUGACUAUAUUAGUACAUUACCCGCAGCCUCUAGAACUGAACACUAAGCAGGAUUUAUCCCAGGACCACCAUACCCGCUGCAGGAAUCAUCCUCUGAUACAGCAGGCAGUUAAACUCAUCACAACAGGAAGAAUUUGAUUAAAAAUAGCUUCAAUCUUUGUUAUCGUUCAAUAAGUUUCUAUAGAGCAUCAGCCCCGCUGUCACAUCCUGCAUGUACAAAAAUCAAUGAAUAGUAAAAUUUGGCAAAAUUAAACACACUCCGCUAAUGUUCCUCCAGAACACAGACUAGUUUGUGGAUAAAAUAGGAGUUCAGCAUCACGAGUCCUACUCCCCGAGGCCACAAACAGGCUGCAAACCACCAUCCACCUCCAGUAGCUGCACAUUUCACAGAGCUGCCGCACAUCUUUUCACAUGCUGUUUGAUCGCUUCUCCUCUAUUCUCCUGGCUGCCUCGGGGGGAAACCCUGUGUUCCCCUAGCAUGAGCUCAGCUUGUAUUAUGUGACAGCAGACAAUUGUCUGUCACAUUCAGUCAUGCCGGGCCAGAUAAGAGCUCAGAGAAGUGGCCCUGAUUUUGGGUGUCAUCCAGCAGUGAUGCAAAUUGGAUCCUUCUUUCUCUGCUGUUGAAUAACUUGUUGAAGCGCAAGAGUUUUUUUUUCUUUUCCCACACUUUACAUUUUAAAGAAAUACGGUGAAUAAUCUGUAGAAGAAACACGGAUAAUCUUCAGGCCUGUUUCUCUUUUGCAAACACAGUGGCUCUACAUUUCCUCCAGUAAAGGUGAUCAGCUGAGGAGUUACACAGUAAUGCGCUUGUGUGUUUUCCACAAACGGUCAAAUGACUGGAUCUUUAAUUUGUAGUACUGUAAAAGAUCAUAGUUGUAAUUUAACAGAGUAUUGCUCUUUAAAGAUACCACUUGUAAUUUUUUUUAAUGUGCUGAUAUUUUCACAAGUAGAUGCACUUUUAGCCUGUUUUAAUGUCUCCAGCUACGGCAUUGUUCUGGACAAAUUCCAAAACUUUUUUUAUACCUCUGCUUUUUAUCACUUAGACUGAACAAGUAAAAGAAAUUACAGGGGUGUAGCACUCUGAAAGCAUGGCAGUUAAUCUUCAGUCUGAAAUGGAGGUUCAAAUUAACUCCCACGUUUACUCCAAAAACAAACAAUCCUGAUUUUGCAAGGCAUGUUGAACUCUGAGCUCCAGCAUUAGACUAACAAAAACAUGACCAAAUUAGGGAGACCUAUUUUGCAAAUGAUAAUCGAGUUAAAGAAAGAAAUACUAUCUCCCAAAAAAGGAUUUUUUUUGCAUGUCUGACAAACAAAGCGUCAUUUUACUGAGAUAAUGCUGUUCGAACAACCAGGGAAAGUGUCUCUGAGCUCACUCCUCUGAUGAAGUGUGAGGCCCGUCUCCUUCUAGGACACAGAGGAUUAACUGUACGUGAUAGGAGGAACUAUCAGCGACUAUUGAGUAGGAGACGUGGGAGGAUAGUUGGAGUCAUGCCAAUAAGAUAUCAAUAUGCCCCUGAAGAAAGUCGAUUCUGGUUAGAAUUAUACACAAAACACAUAUAUCACUGAGCUCCAGAUUCAGGCUCUCUUGAUAGCUGCAGAAAUUUUAGACUGAAAUAUGAAACAGAAUGGAGCGAAAGAAGCUAACCAUAGAAUGUGUUUUUUAAGAUGCACUGUAAUACCAUAAUUCUGGUGCAACCGAUACACCAUCAUAACCCCAAAUUUCCACCGCGUCCAGAACGGCUGCAAAAAGGCUACAUGCGCCGAUCGCAGCUGAUUGUUUCCACUAAAGUUAAUGUGUCAGUUUCCAUCGGCUUCUUUCCGUUCCGCUUAAUAGUGGACUCUACAGCCGAUCGCCAGAGUUCUAUUUUUUCCGGAUACCGAAGCAUGCUGCAUAAAUUCAGCACAGAUUAGCCCAUGCUGGAAAUAAAGUCGGGCACAGACACAAAAUAAAACAUCCGGCUUCCUUUCAAAAUAAAAAACUACGUGUUUCAGGCGGAUCGUAUUUCAUGCCGUGCAGACGGUCGGGGACGAACAAGGUUUUCAGACAGCAUUUCACCAAGUUGACACCAUGCAUGAGGAGCUUAUGAUUCUAGAAGUUUAGAAGUGGAUUUUCUCCUCUGGAAGGACACAAUCUGCUGCUUUUAUGGUAAUGUGACUGUCUUUAUGGAGACAACUAGUUAUCACGCAAUAGCAUGUGAAUCUGCGGGUUCUUGCGAUUCCUGCUGUCUGAAAUCCGCCAUAAAAUUCACCUCACAAGUGCAUACAGUAGGAAUUGGCAGAUGGCGGAAAUUGUCGCCAUCCCGUUGCGGGAGUUGUUCCAGAUGCGGUGGAAAUUGGGGGUAAGAUUCAGACAGAAGUAUUCUAUCGCAUUACUGUAUUUUACCCAGUAGAUGGUGCUUUCAUACCUUUUAACUGUCAGCGCCACCAUAGGCCGAGCCAAACUAGCAUAAGGGAAAUUGGCAGGGUGACAAUAAUAGAAACAACUACACGUCUGCAUAAAAACUGCUCAUUGCUGAACACGUGGAAGUCAAUUUGUCUUCUUUUUUGCAUGACGUAAAUCAUUUGAUCCAAAAAUGUCAAUCAAAUAUUUGCAGGUCUGUCAACCAUCCCUCUAAUUUAACUUUCUCCCUCAUAGCACAGCUAAUUUGUCACUUUGAGAUAGUAUAGCUUGAGGGUGAACACUUCACUUAACCGCAGAAGCACAUUUACAUUACAUAACUUUCUUCAAUCAGAUAAUCUUUUAGAUAAUUCUAGUAGGUGCUUUAAGACCCAGUGAGAGUGUAUCCGACCGCUCUGGUGACGAUUUGUUCUCUUUGCCCACAAACCGAGUCCUUUAGCGAUGGAAAACAGAUGUGUCAGGGCUGUAAAAGUGCUGGACUGCUGCUGUAUGGAGGCGUCUCUCCUGGCUUUAUUGGUGUACAAGUAAUGAGAGAGUCGGGCUUGGACUUAAGCGGACCAGAACUUGGUACUGAGUGGAGGUUUUGGCAAGCCAUGGGUAUGUGUGUGUGUGUGUGGGUAUGUGUGUUUAUGCUGGAGUGGCGUUCGCAGAAUGAGUUUCCAUAGCGCCCUCAGAGCCUGCCAAGCCCUCUAUGACUCACUCGCACAUGGCCCGGGUAAAUCACUCUAAGAUGGUGGGACUCCACAAAGUCUCUCUCUUUCUUCCUCUUGCUCUCUCUCGCUCUUUAUGCCCAAGGACCUUUCCAUUGGGAAGUGGGGAAGGUGGGUGCAGUGUAACCUUAACCACCCCGGUACCAUCUGGUCAGUUAUAUAACAAAUGUUCAGUUUCCAGAUCUGCAAAAGUUAGUUUACUCUGACUGAAACAGCUCUGCUCUAUAAUCUAAACAAGUGCGCUGAGUCUGAAUGGAAACUCUUUGGACUGUUCAUCAAACAGACAUGUCUCAGAUGUUCUGCAUUAACUGCUGCUCUUGUUUAUUCAGACUGAGGAAAUGUGAUUUGGACUUCAAGUAAAGAACGACAUCUUGAUGCAGCUCUGUUAAUUACAACGCUGAUGACUUGUCUUGGACUAAUAAGCAAUGCUAAUGAGCUGAAUUCAAAGAUUAUCACCUUAGAUUAUUUGAGGAAGGAGGCUGUGUCACUAAUACCCUCUCCGGUUCAGCAUGUGCUUGGAAACCAGUCUGCAUGUUUUAGUUUUCCAACUUGUUGCCAGAUGGGUGGGGUUUGCCACAGAGAGCAGCCUCCGUCUUGCCAAAGUUAGGACAAUCACAGGAAAGUCGACGCAGCCUUAAUUUCAGAGUUUUACAGCUCAUCUGACGCUGUCCGUACAGUCGUGCGUAAAGAAUACAUUUCCCCUCCACCUUCACAUCCACACAAGUGAACAGUAUUUUAUUUCCUCAGUCUAAAUUUGAUGCCAGUGCGUUUAGGUUGUGCGUGAGAGCGCUCUAUCGUCAGGCUCGUCCCACAACCACAUCUUGGUUGUGCUCCAAGCUUCAAAUCCCUUUUUUUUCUUUUUUUUUUCCUCCACAUACGUUGGCAAAAAGCUGCAGAACGCUAACCAAAAGUCCUCACAGUCUCAUAAACUCCCCUCUUUUGUUUAGCUUUACACUAACAAUAGCAGCAGUCAGUUUUUUUUCCACCCGUGAAGUUUGCAUCGUAACCGAAUGCAGCUGGAAGCUCCCUCGCUAAAAGGGGAGGCAGGGACACAAUCUGUCGUUACAACACGGAGCAGGAGAGCGGGUGGCGAUACACCCGGGUGAUUUCUUGUUAACACAAAUAAUGCUAAAACUCUAGGUUGCAAUUUGAGACGCUGUUCCAAUCAGACUGAUAGGAAUUGCCAAUUAAAGGAGUGCAAUUAAUGAGCAGCACCACGUUCAUGCAGAGGGUUGAUGCCUGACAGAGGAAAUCUGUGUUUCUUGCGGCAAGUUGGCACUUAAAGCGAAGGUGUCGAGGUGCAGCUGAACCUGUCGGUGCCUGCAGGCUCCACAGAGCUGCACAAAGAUAACCUGAGAUGGUUUAUGUUUAACUGUCUGUCUUAGGUGCAUACACGCCUGUCGGGUCUGAUGGAGACUUUACACGGACAGUAAAAUCAUAGUGAACCUAGUUUACAGUGUAUUCUUACUCUGUUUUAUCACAAGCGCUCCCCGUGUUUGAUCCUGCAGUUAUGUCUUUUUACAGUGCUGUAAAAAACAGAAAUCAAGAGGUUGAGGCGGCUGACUCAGAUUCCUCGCUCUGCUCUUUAUCAUGGCUGAUAAUCUGAUCCAGCAUCAGUGAAAAAAAGCCCAUAAACUAACACAAAGACAGCCAGGCAACCAGCGUGUGAGUCACUGCUGGAUGAAUCAUCAGCUAAUCACACAGGGAGGAACAAGGCCUGUUUCAUUUGCCUUGUGGUGUCUGUGGACACACGCACUCUCUUUUUCAAACAGGCGGUAUCAGUGGAGCGGGCGGGGGGGGACACCUUUCUCUUUCCCUGCGUGGUGAGUGACACUCUAUUUGAGGAACUGGCGAACAGAUGCAAAUUUCUGCAGCCAUUAAUGAAACAAAGAGAGUGCAAAUCAUUUUUCCAGCACACAGAGUUGGUUUUGUGGACAGCUUAAACAAAACCAUGAGUUUGACACGAGACGAGAGCGGCUCUUCUUCCGUCCCUUCCCCCCUCCCUCUGUCCUCAAAAGCCUGAUGAGACACGGUCGACAUUUGCUCUGCUUUAAAACUCAACACACUGGGACUCUGUUCCCAUCUGCCACAUGUGGACGCUUAUGAGUGUCCUCUGGCGAAAGGCUACAGUGUCGUCCCUUUUCUGGUGAUUUAUUACACACAUACACACAUAAACACACAAUCCCAGUAGUUGUGCUCCCCAUCCCUGAGGAGACGCAGGAAACAGUCAUGUGCCAGCCUGUUGUAUUUAUUUUACUGCAUAUUUCCUUUUGAGAGUUGCACAACAGUGAUAGAAGAGAGGAGCGGGGCUGGCGUGAAUGAGCAGGCCUGAAUGGCUUUUGUUUUGUUGUUUUGCAGUCUGCGCGGCUCACAUUUCUGUUAAUCAGAGCUCAACUGUUGCUCACUGCACUUGUCGGUUCUCAUCUCGUUUCAGUUUAACAGCAUGUGUCUGCAGAAAUUCAACGCAUCUUAUCUGUAGGUUAGGUUACGCUGUGCCAAGUCAAUCCAAGCGAGUCAGCGGCUUUGAUUCGAGAUAAAGUCCUGUCAUCACGACUCCACACGUGACCAUACGCUCUUUAUUUUUGUGCACAAGCCGCAAAAUUAAUUUCCCAAAACAAAACCAAAAAUAUUUUUAGACCUUUAUGCGAAGUCACAUGAUUCUGACUUAACUCUCAAAAGUCAGAUUUAGUCAAGUCGUUAUUUUAAUUAAAUUAAGCAGAAUUUUUCACCCGUUUUAUGAACAGUUUUUCCUUUUUUUCUUAAUUUGACAGUUUUUUAUGUGCAACCCUUUAAUUAAACAACCACCGUUGUGGCAGUAAAACUGAGAUUUUAAAUAUUUUCAGUGGAGGCAUUAUGAAGCCUUCAAACACUUAAUAUUUCAGUUUUUAUUUCUUUAAAUACUCCCCUGUAUUAGGAUGAACAGCUUGUAGGAUAUAAAAUCAGAUGAAAUGAAAAUGAUGAUCACAGCAUCAUGCGUGAAAUAUAGUGUUUCACAGUAAAGAUAAAGGAUGAAGUAAACGCAGCAUUGUGCCGGACUCGGGCACGGUUUCCUGGUGCCAGAUCUAUUUCUGGGUCCCAGCGUUUGUUUAUUGUUCACCCACCUUUCUCUUAGUCACCUUUUCCCUCCUCACAUAAAGCCGCUUUGUGAGCAGUAAAAGAAAAAUGCACAGAGGAAAAGUCGGCUGUAAUUGGAGAGAGGAACAUUUGAGACAAUCUGUAGGGAGUUCGGGAGAACCCCCCGUUUUCUUUUUUUUUUUUUCCUCUGCUGUGUUUGAGCAGUGAGUCAUCAGGAAAACCCCACCCACACGUGCCCACACAUGCUCGCCAGACGGGGUAUGUGUGUGUGUGUGCAUUUGUGUGUAUGUGUGUUUAUGUAGUAACAUACCAUAUGGAUCAAUGGUCUCUUGUCGUGCAUGUGAAAGGAAUUCUCUGAAUAGUACUACAGGAAAUGAUCGAGGCGGCGUAUUGUGUGUAACUAUAGCACCCCUCACAGAGAACGGCUGGUUCAAACACGUUAUCGGGGAAAGCCUCAAAGUGAAGUGAAAGAGAUGGACCCCCCCCCUCCUGUUCCCCCGCAGCUUCAGCAGAUGUGCCCGUGUGCAAAGUGCUGAAACCCCUUCCUGCUGCAGGGGAGCUGCCUGAUGGUAAACAGCACAUGGCUGCAGCUGGAGUGGGCAGCUCCCAGAGCGAAAGUGGAGGGUAUCUGGAUCCCUAAUGGUGACUGGGAUUUUCAGCACAGCUGCAACAUAUGGAUAUGCAUUUACCAACUUCUCUGGAGAAUACGAUCUAACUUUUCAGAUUGGUUUUAGAUAUCCCUGUUUUAGUUUUCUACCACAUUUUUUAAUCUACCAUUUUUUUAACAAAUUCGAGGUCAGAUGUGAUGAUCCAGCUCAAAAUCAACCCCCUGGUGAUGCAAUCAGGAUAUUAUCUUUUGAUUGUGGGACCUUGUUGCAGGAAAUAGAUCCAAACAAAUGCAUCAUCCUCAAUCAUCUUGUCCUAGGAGCAGAUAUCACAGCGACAAUUACAUCAGAUACUUGACUAAAUAUAUCUACACUAUCUAUGUGGGUCAAGACAAUGAUUGGUGAGCUAACCGUUGUUGAACAGGAUCCAGUGCAGCCAAGAUUAGGUCCUCUCUCUCUAUCAAGAAUGAUCUGAUGAGUGCAGGGAGGGCGGGAGUUUAAUGUUGACCCUGAGUGAAAGAGCGCCGAUCUUUCCUGCAAAAGUAGGAAAAACGGGGGAGGCUGUUUUUAUCGGUGCAGAGGUCAGACGAUGAAACUGUGCGAUCUCAAGUGUUUUAAAUUUGGAAGGUUUUAAAGCAGCUACAGAAACAGACUCUGCACGUAGAUUUCACUUAUGAAACCCAGAGUGUAAUAUUAAAAAUAACGCUGAUGCUGUAAAGUUAAAAAAAAUCAGACAGGAAUAUUUAAGAUGCCCCCUCGAGAAAAAAUCAGUGCAGGUAUUUUAAAAUGAUGUAAAAACUUGUUUUCUAUUUUGUUUUUGUUUUAGUGCUCAGUGCUUUCUUCUUAAACUGAGCCGCUGCUGCUGCGGUCAUUUUUAGUUUCCGUAUUUUGCAGGAAUUAUACGUUAGCGGGAACUCAAAGCAACACCCUCUCAAUUUUGAGAUAUUUUGGAAAUCCACCCUGAAACUUGUGCACCUUUUUUUAUUCCGCUGCGUCCACAGCGUGGUAGAAAUGGCUUACUAGCAGGCCUGACGACAAGGCCUUGGUUUCCAUGGUAACGGCAUAGCAAAACAGGAGGGGAAGGGAGGGUUUGGGGGGGUUGCUUUUUUCUCUCUUUCACUCCACGAGGCGGGGUUCGUUUCUCGUUACUGGGGUGGACAAAGAUAGCUGUGAGUCAUCCUUGAGGCUGGGAGCCGAGCCAACACAUUCCUCCUCCUCCUCCUCAGAUUUCUCGUCUCUAUUAUCCCCCCUUUCUCUUUUUGUCUUUCUUUUUUUUUUUUUUCGCAUUUCAAAUCCACACUCCCCCCUCCAGCCUCUCCUCUCCUCUCCUCCUCUCCCCCAUCUCACACUGUCUCCGUCCAAUAGCUCCCAUUUUGUCUCUGUACCUCAAAAUGUGUCAUUUACUCUUUCGCAACAAAAUGCCUCAAAAAAGCUCUGAAAUUGCAGCCGAAGAAGCCGAAGUGAUGUGUAAACCUUUAUUGUUUUUCAAUAAUAUUUUUUUGUUCAAGGGCGCAGACAUUGGCGCGUGGGAGGAACGAAGCCAUGACCAAUAAGACAAGUGGUCUGCGCAAAAUAGAGCUUCCUGAAAUUACUCCUUUUUUUUUCCUUUUUUCUUUUUUUUUUAAUUCUGUCUUUCACUGAAAGUAAAGCGUGCCGCACAGCCCUGAUGGCACAAAGGUUUCUCUCAGUUUGCAAGCUCAGAGUCGACUCUUUCACUUGAUCUGCAGACUGGCACUUUUUUGUUUUUAUUUACCUAAUUUCCCAAAUGUGAUCUGCAGUUGUUUGCUCAUCUGUUGGCUCUCGGCCAUCCUCAGCACCACAUUUGUCAGCCUUAUGCUGACUGUGUAUUGUUUAGUAAAUAUUAUUGGUGCGAUCCUUAAGAAAUAACUGCACAGUGGCCCCACAUGUGUUCUGAGAGCAGCCUGGAGGCGUCCCGGCUUUGAUGGGACAGAAUGUAAACAUCAAGUCUGAGGAUAUUUAUGCCGGGUCUCUCCAAUUACAUAUUUCAUACUGGAUUAUAUAAACAGGUUGUUAAGGGCUCUCACACACACCCUGCUCUGGAUUAUGUAAAUACUAUAUGAGGACACACGUGUGCAGGGACUUAUACGGCCAUAAACAUUUUAUAACACUUUGUCAGAGCUGAUGUCCUAUUUACACACAUACACACAAGCACAAAAAUGGACUAACAUAAAUGGUAACACACACACACACACACACAGUUUGCAGCCAACACUCCCACACAUGUACGGUGAAGAACAGACUCAAACAUGCACAAAUACACCCACAGAUACACGUCUGCUUAAGAGGAACACAAACACACACACACUGACAGGUUUUUAAUGCCCUUUCGUUGUCUUUAGACGCCGCGCUCUGUUUUGAAGCAGACAUCCAGGAAUAGCAUCCUGGAGAUGCCAGAGGCGGCAGAGAUAACGUGGUUAAAUAAAAACAGCGCAGACCUGUCAGUCAUUCAUAGUAUAUAUACAUGUGAGGCAGAGAAUUACACAAGAAGACGAAGCCCUCAAACACCAUUGGAGACACUGGUACCUGUACUGGAGUUCACCUGUUUCAGACAUAAACACUCAGACGUAUAGUCGCAGCUGUGAGUUCAGUUUAAAAGCUCUGUGAGAGGACUGAGGUAGAGGCUGCUGAAACCUUCAUUCUUACUUUUAGUGCCACUCAGGACCAGGUCUUUUUUUAGAUGCACAAUUAAACCGUUGGUGUUAAAGGAGUGUUUGUUUUGCUCCUUCUCGCAUCACAAGUGCUUCAUGUGAAUUGUAAACAGCUAUUUUGCUGCCUGUUUAUAAAACGUCAAACUACAGCAGACAUUUUUAAGCUCAUUAUUGGGGUGAAUACGUUCUCAAUGGAUACUAUUGGCUGCAGAAAUCUUUGAUACUGACGACAAAUUUCUGACCUCGAUGCUGUUAGAACACAGACACAUAUUUGUCAUGAUAAAGGGUUUUAAGGAUAUGUAUAUAAGAAUUAUAGUGAUUUAUCUGUCUGUUUAUCUGUCAUUAUCAUGGUAUCGUUCAGUCUUUUUCAGGAUUCGCCCCUUGUUGUAUUUAUCAUCUUAAAUCUGUCUAUCUUAAAUUUUGUGGUUUGUGAUUUUGGAGCAUGUGUUUUAACAACUUAUGAUUGGAUAACCAUGUUUUAGUUGUUAUAAAUAACCUAAAACUUCAUUUUUAAUUAAGUUUGCAAAAUGAAAAUAAAUCCUAGAGAGUCGGUUUAACUUUGUUUUAUCCAGUUCCAAAGGAUGGCACACUUGUAUCCUAAAUUAAGACUGUAAACACAUCUGUUUCCUGUGUUAUCAGUGAUCAUGAAUAGACUAAUGGUGCAUUAGAGUUAUACUUUGGCACUGAAGCACCACUGUGUGUUCGUUCAGCCUCUCAGGACAGAGAGCCGUAUGCUCAUCUUCAUUGUUCUCUCAGGGUUUUGUUUUUCUCCGGCGUGUUUAAUCCUGACGGUACAUCUCACCGUGGCCACUUCUGCUGAGGCCUCGACAGUACAAGAGGUUUCUGUAUGAAGCAUUCUUCAAAUCGGUACACAGUGUGCCAUCCCGAAGACCUCUCCGUCUCGCCAUCGUGUUUGUGUACAAAGAGAAAUCACAUAGUCAAACAGCAAAAGCCACUUCUGUCCAUUAAUUCUCCGUCAGAGCUGAUCCACUGGGCCCAUUAGCGCUAAUGAACAGCACAGCAGCCACGCGCACGAGCGCUCGUCUGCCUGCAGAACCAGACUGUUAAAAUGUUACAGUCUGGUGAGAAAGUAUCACAGUCUGACAAAGAGCUGCAGAGUUUUCAGUCAGGUUGUAAACAAUACAUGAGACAUAUGUGUGUGUGCGCACACCUCAAUGCAUGCAUUUACACUUCACAGCCUAUUUCAAUGUAAAGGAAACACACUCGGUCUCAUUAAAUAGACCUGCUUUGGUAAUUUGGGUUGAUUAUUGGAGACUGUAACAUGCUAAUUAACAGCCUUGUGGUGGAUUGAAAGUGUUUCACAACAGCAGCAGCAGCAGAAAAUGAGUCUUCAUCACACCAGCCUGAGGAAACAUGUCCCAGCCAGAGGUGGUUAGACCUCGGCUCUUGUUUAAGUCACAACAACAAAAAGGGUAAAUAAAUCAUUUUAUAGCAGAAACCGAACCUCAUGUCACCCCGGCUGUAACUGACGGGCCCGUUUUGUUGGCGUUUUAGACAGCUUACAUGUCUGUAUGAGGUGACUGUAAGUGGAGGUUGAAGAAUUCAAGGAAUGCUUGUAGGCGUUGACACAGUGUGUGUGAUUUUUGACACCUCAAGUAUUUUACAAAGCCAUAAUCCUGAGUACCUGAGUACACCUGGUUUGUAAAAGGUUGCAUUCUUGUGUCUCUUUAUGAGUUAAAGCAAAAAAGGGAGAAAGAAAAAAAAGGUAAAAAUUCUUCCUUAGAUUGUGAUCGGCAGAAAAAACAUGUCUGUGUAAAAGUUACUGCAAGUUUCUGGACUGAAAAGGCAUCUGAGGUCGUGCUUUAAGUCUUCCAUCAGUCAUACUGUACGUACAUGAGGGAAAAAUGUGCCCUUGGGCGAGGCGUUUACGACUGAGUUUGAGUUUUAGUAGAAGUCUGCGUUUCAGCCGCUAAUAAAGCUUUUGAGUUUGAUUUGGUGCUGCACAAACAGGAAUGUAUGAACAUCUGGUCUCAACAUCUGCUUGUUAAAAUCAAGUUUAAAGUUGAGGAGAAAAGUUUUAGUUGUGCUUCUUUGGGCCGUAAACACCUAGUUGCUGCCUACCUAAACCAAAGCAGUGUAAAGCAUUGAAGAUAACUUAGAGGUAAUAUAUAUGUUCAUAUGUACAGUCACAGUCGCAGCAGCUGCACAGGUAAACUUCUCGUUGUUGCUGUCUCUGAUUUUUGCACAGACGGCCGUCAUGCUUGUCGUAUUUCAAACAGCAUCUCUUCUGGAAAUGAAACUGUACUCUUCUUUCUACUCUUGUAUAAUUACCCGUGUUGGAUCGUACAUCUGUAAGACAUCAAGAGCAUGUUUUUUUUCCUCUGGUUUUCAUUGUGGACUCUUUUCCUGCCAUGACUCGUUGGUUUCUCUUCUGAAGUAGUUCUGCUUCCUCUUUCUCUCUUUGUUCAGACUCUUUUCAGGAAGCACAAAUGUAUCUCCAAGCUCUUCAAAGCCUCGUCUGUGUUUACCGAAUGUUGAUUGCUUUAGAGUGUAACAAUAAACUAAAUCUGAACUUUUUAAGGGGUUUGUGAAUGAGUCAAAGUUUGCUUUCGAUCAGUAUUCCACUGUGGGGUAAGAAGUGUGCCACUGCCACAGUUCGACAGUCCUGUUAACCAGGAGUUAAAGUGUAUCUGUAGCUCAUCCUGCCUCUUGCUUCUACACUGGACACCCGAACACGGAGCUUGUAGUCUGACCAGCCGACACUGAGGUCUGUUCAUGCAGGCUGGAAACUAUCUCCCCUGGCAGAUGGCAAUUAUUACAGACAAUGAAGACUGGUCCACAGGGCUUAAUAGAAUAACAGGGAGCCCAUUUCCUCUUCUGCUGUUCAUGAACCACCUAUACUGCUAACAGCCUCUCUCUCUCGCUCUCUCUCUCUCUUUUCUCCGCUCUCUUCAUCUUCUGCUGGGAAUGAAAAGUUUUUCCAGGGCAGUAUCCAAGUGUUUCUUUCCAAAACAGAACAGUAAAUUGGUUCCUGUUGCGAUGUUAGCGGGGAGGCGGGGCGCACUCGCACCAGCACAUGCGCAACAAACGUGAAUUCUCUUAAUUCAACACAGGUUCCCUCGAGACAGAGUUUAAUGGGCUCUUAUUCAGCACUGAAGGCUAAUAACAGUACGCCGAUGUUCAGUUCACAUCAGCGGUGAACAACUGCUGCACUCUGGCUCUAUAAUGGAGGUGUGUGUGUGUGUGUGUGUGUGUGUGUGUGUCGUCCACCACUUCUUCUGUCACUGCAGCAGCUCUCCUCUGCUCUUCAAGUCUCAGAGAAAGAAGGAGGGCACUGUUAGACCCUGAUUUAAGAGCCGGCGUGAGCUUGAAGUAAAUCCUGACUCAAGGCGGCUAACAAGAUACUAUAACUCUACAUAAAAUAGAGUUAGUGUGUCCUUUCAGCACCUUUUACCUGUGUGAUUAAAACCACUUUAUUUGAGUAGAAAAUUUCCAAAUCAGCAUAAAUUUAAAGAGUUAAACCAAAGAAAUGCAAACACGAGGUACAGAGUUGAUUGUUUGAUUUUGUCCAGCUGUUCAACAAUUUGCAAUCAGCACUUGUCAAAAGAGUGUACGGCUGUAACCCACCAGCACUAUCUGAUCGUGAAACACAAUAAGACAGAAGGUGAACUGAGUCCACGUCUCCUCUUUUCUUCUCUUACAGGAACAGUAAAAAGGAGUCUGACUUGGCGGCUGCUCUGGCCCGACUGAGAGACCUGGAGGCCCUGCUCAACUCGAAGGAUGCCACCCUCACCACCACCUUAGGGGAGAAGAGGGCCCUGGAGGCUGAGGUCAAGGACCUGAGGGCCCAGCUGGCCAAGGUAAAAAGGAUUCUCACUGAACUGAAGUGGUAGGGAGGCUGCAUCUCUCUGCUGAGGGCAGAAAAAAGAACAGCAGACAGUCACUAUUAUCAGUUUGGCCUGUAAAGGUUAUCUUCUCUUUGAUGCGUUAUUGUAAAGUUUGAUUUUCUCUAAAGACUUAAAUUGAUUUUUAUAUCAUCAGAAAGAUUCAAAGAUUUGAGGUCCUGGUUGUACGUAAACCCUGCAGACAGUUGAUCAUGAAUGAGGACAAGGUGUGGAGACACACAAGGUUGUAUUGUCUGCUGUUUGUUUUAUCAAUGAAUUUCACCACAGGACUGACUCUGAUUUCCUUGAGGCCUUACUCCACCUACUGGCCUCCUUGGGGAACUGCAGGUUAAAGAAUUAUAAUGAGCUGUGCCCCAGUAUCAGGGGCAGACAGGCCAUCAGGAGUACCAGGAGUUUUCCCGGUGUGCCCCAGUAGAGUUUUAUCGCCCCUGCCUGGAGCUGCGUUUGAUUUUCUUUUUUUUUUCUUUGACGCCUCCAUUAAAAACACUUCCUUCCUCAUCUUCUCUUUUAUCCUCUCUCACCCCUCCCAGCUGGAAGGAAGCUUAGCUGAUGCCAAGAGGCAGCUGCAGGACGAGAUGCUGAGGAGAGUGGACGCCGAGAACCGCCUGCAGACUGUGAAGGAAGAGCUGGAGUUCCAGAAGAACAUCCACGCUGAGGUUCUCACUCUUCACCUCAACCCCUCUAUUUUAGUCAUCCGUCCUACUUUUCGUCUUUUCCACAGGAUAUUGAUUUGCCUCCAACAACCUGCUUGUUUGUUUUUGCACUCCUGAUGCAGAUCAGCUCCACACAUGCACCUUUCUGUUUCCUUCAUUUCAGAUGUAUUUGAAAGCAAUCACACAAACAAGUACGAGUAGAAACACUGAUGUAUUGUGCAGUUCACUUCAGGUUUUGACACAGUGCCUAAAACCAGAAACAAAUGAUUGUCGUCUGAGUUUUAAUGUCAUGAUUAGGGGUUUCUUUAAUGUCAUCAGAGAGUUGGAUGUGUCUGCUGGAGCUCUGUACUGCUAAACAAGUAAUUACAGCUCAGCAACAGGCUGAUCAAUGCAGUUUAGAUCAUUAAUCAAAGCAGCUUUCUACAGGUGAAAUCGCUCAUAGUGCCUGAAAGUAAUUGAACCGAGCAUCAAUACAAAUUACUCUGUUUAUGGUUUAAUAAACUUAUAAAGGAUUUCAGAAGUCGAGAAAGCUUCUUAUCGACAUAAAUUAAUGUUGCACCAGUUAAAGGGGGAAAUCAAAAAACUGAGAGCAACCUCUCGUGGGACUGAUAAUCAGCCUUGACUCUGUUUGUGUGUGUGUGUGUGUGUGUCUGUAGGAGCAGCGAGAGAUGUCGAUUCGACACAAGUCCCGCACCGAUGAGGUGGACAGAGGUAGACAGAUCGACUAUGACAGCAAGCUGGCCGAGGCCCUGGUCGAUCUGAGAGCCCAGCAUGAGCAGCAGGUCCGCCUCUACAAGGAGGAGAUCGAGAAGACCUACAACUCUAAGGUGAGCGCGGACUCAUCAGUGCCAGAAUCACAGGACCCCCAGUUCAUGCUUGUGUCUGUUUUUUCAUGCAGAUGAUGGAUUUUAGUAAGAAACACAAUUUUUGCUCUACAGUCGUGCACAAAUUCCAUCUUUAGAUAGCUUUAUUUUUACAGGAUGAGCAUAAAUUGACAUUUUUUGUUGUGAAAAUGAGCAAAAUUCUUCAUCAUAUGUGCAGUUUUAAUGCUCUGGUUCGGGGCUCUAAACCACAGUAAACACCAUUUCUCUCUCUGCAUCAGUUGGAGAACGCCCGUCAGUCAGCUGACAGGAACAGCCACAUGAUGGGAGCCGCCCACGAAGAGCUGCAGCAGACCCGGGUUCGACUGGAGGGCAUGUCGGGCCAGCUCAGCAUGCUGCAGAAACAGGUGCACACACCGGCGCGGUGUUGAUCACUCUGAUUGUGGUUGAUAAUCUGUCUGCUGGAUUGAUCAUACUCUGCAGAGUACCGUUUAUCUUCAGCAGCACUGAUUGAUCGUUUAAUUCAGGGUUUCCUUACACAUUGUAGUUUAAUAAGUAUUUGCACUUUAAUAACCACUUUACAGACGACAUACUUGCCAGGCUUGAUUAACGAACCUCUGUGUGUGUGUGUCUGUGCCUGUGUGUGUCUGUGUGUGUGUGUGUCUGUGCCUGUGUGUGUCUGUGUGUGUGUGUGUCUGUGCCUGUGUGUGUCUGUGCCUGUGUGUGUGUGUUGUAGCUGUCAGCCAGCGAGGCCAAGGUGAGGGAGCUGGAAGAUUCCCUGUCAAGGGAGCGGGACCUGAUGCGCAGUCGGCUGGAGAGUAAGGAUCGGGAGAUGGCUGAGAUGCGAGCUCGGAUGCAGCAGCAGCUGGAGGAAUACCAGGAGCUGCUGGACAUCAAACUGGCCCUAGACAUGGAGAUCAAUGCUUACAGGAAGCUGCUGGAGGGAGAGGAGGAGAGGUGAGCGGGUUCUUCAGGCUAAAGUGGACUGUGGAAAAGUACUGGAACAUUUCGAUAAAGUGGGUCAAAGAAGCAGAGUUCCAGGGCGGUUCAGAAAACUUUCCCCCAUUAGUGAUCUGAGAAUAUCUGCAUGUUCUCUGACCACCACGCUCCAUUUCUAUCGUCUAAAUCUCUCUCCUUCCUCCUAGGCUGCGUCUCUCACCCAGCCCUCCACCCACCAGGGUCACAGUGACACGGACCUCCGGCUCCGGCCACACCCACACCAGCCGCCUGCUCCACUCUGCCACCGCCGCCGCCUCCAGCAGCCGCAACUCCUCCGGCACCGGCAGCACCAAGAAACGCCGCCUCAACGACAACGACAGCGAGACCUCCAGCAUGGCGGGGGGCACCGUGACCAAGACUCGCAUCAGCCAGCAAGCCUCAGCCUGUGGACGCAUCACUGUGGAUGAAGUCGACCUGGAGGGCAAGUUCAUCCGUCUCAGCAACAAGGCCGACGAGGUGAGUGACCGGUCUCCAUCAGCUGGUUCUGUAAAGCGUUUUAAGUGGGUGUGAUGUGUUUUAACAAAGACUUCAAUGAAAAACAUGAAAAUCUCACACUUUGUUUUUUCUAUUGCUGACCUUUUUUGAUGCAACAAGCACCUGUUUUUUUAAAUAUAUGUACGAUUUAAAAACUUGUCUAACUGUAAAAUGUUAAAAUCAGACUCUGGUUGUUUUCAGUUCAGUCUAACUCUGCUUUAAAUCAAAACUAGUGCAAAGAAAAUCAAAUGUAGAGACCGAAAAACUUAAUCGUUUUAUAUGAAAUGUAUUUUCAUUUUAGAUUUGAUGCUGCCAACAUGUUUCAAGAUAAUUGGCGGAGGACUUGUUGACCUUUGUGUGUCAUACUCGCUUCUUUCAACAACGCUGUAGACAUUUGGUAACCUAGGAGACGGGUGUCUGGAGUUCAGAGCCUGAUUAAGGGUUUCAGCUGCUCAACAGAUUAGAGUUUCCUUUAGUGUAUUUUUUAUUUUAUUUCACGGUGUAUUAUACGUUUCCAGUGGGUGACCAUUGCAGACUGUUGUAGCACCUGGACCCUUCGACUACAGAGACACGCUGUUGUAAUACUUGAAGAAUUGAAUUUGUCAUUAUGUCAGAAUAUGGUGCUUAAUCAGAUCUGUAUAUAUGCUUGAAGAAAAAGAUAAAGUACCAUUGAAUUAAAUGAAUACACAUACAAACUUUCUAACCACAGAAAUAGAGCAGGUGGAACCACGAUGUCCUGAGACAGCUCUUCGAGUAGCUGCUGCACGUUGAGUUUCUCUGAGACUAUUUCAGAAGCAAAGUCACAGCAAAGGUCAGGAACCCAAAAGUUUUUGUAGGAUGGUUCAGCAGACCUUGAUGCGAGGAUCUGAGAGCCUGAGCUCUACUGUACAGGGAUAGCAGCUCUGUUACACAGGACAGGUUGAGACUGCGCAGAGCUUUAAACACACGCAGAACAAUCCUGCGCUGAACAGGAAGCCGGUGCAGAGAUGCUUGUGUUGCUGUGACAUGUUGCCUUUAUUUAUGGCUGCAUAGGAGAGUCUGACUGUCGUAGUUAAAGGUCUGACUAGAGACAGAGAGUGAUGGCAGAGAGUAAUCCAAUCUAAACAUGUAACGUCAUAUUAAACCACUGUCUUGUUUUCUCUUCUGCAGGAUCAGUCUCUGAACAACUGGCAGGUGAAGAGACAAGUAGGAAGUAGUACCCCGAUCGUCUACAAGUUUCCACACAAGUUCUCUCUGAAGGCCGGAGGAAGUGUGACGGUGAGUUUCUCCAGGAUCAAGAAGAGACGGUUGAUCUGCUGAUAUCAAACUGUUUCCCUGUAUUUAUAUCUUAUAAGUCAACGGAAUGUUUUCACUCUGAUAUUAACAGAUUAUUUUACUGACUUUAAAAUGUCGCCUUUUAAAGAUUUUUAAUUUAUUUCUUUUUUUUUUUUUUUGACCUUAAUUUUCUUUUAGUGUUUUGUGUAAAUCACCUUGAAUUGCUCUGGUGCUUGAAUGUACUGAAUGCAUGAGUUUGCCUCACCUCAUCAUUCAUACACGGAUAUGGACUGUCUGUGUGUUUUUGUGUUUUUGUAUUUUGUGUAAAGGUUAACCAGUGCACAAAGAUGGUGCUGACAUCAUAGAAAGUCCUGCUGGUGUCUUAAUUUUGCUGCAUUGAACAAACAGAGUUCUGAACUGAACCUGCCUAAAAUGUGUAAACAGGUUCAUGAUCUCUUCUUAACGCUGACUUCUGGCUUUGGUAGAUCUGGGCAGCCUCUGGCGGUGGAACCAACAACCCCCCCACUGACCUGGUUUGGAAGAGCCAGGACUCCUGGGGCACCGGCGAUCACCUGCAGACCACCCUGAUCAAUGCUGGCGGAGAGGUGUGACUCGUCCCGCGUUCGUUUGACAUCUUCUUUUUCUUCAACAUGAAUUAUUAAAUCGUCUUCUCUUAUUUACCUCCAGGAAAUGGCCAUGAGGAAAGUGACUCGCACCCUUUUCCACGAGGACGACGACGAUGACAUGGUAAGCUUAAAAACGUCAAAUUAGCUUCGCUCCGCUGUGGCUGCAGCAUCUCUCAGAGGAGCGCCUCUUUAAGUAACUCAUCCUGUUGUGUCCCCCCUGCAGGGAGCUCACAGCACAAGUGGUGAGAACGAGUACAACCUGCGGAGCCGUACCGUGAUCUGCGACUCCUGUGGGCAGCCAUCGGGCCGCGAUGGGGGACAUGAUGGCCUUGGGGGACAUUAAUCCUAAUUUAAAGGAAACGGUGAACCAACGAGGCCAGACAGGUACGCAACAGUUAUUGUUUUACUCAUUAAAUAAACACCAGGGUGUCAUAUUUAAUUAAGAAUUUACAGGAUUUUAUCUUUUGAAGUUUGUGAGACAGGGAUGAUUAAAAUCUGGAAAAAAGGAAAAAAAUCAAAUAUAAAAAUUUAAAAAAGUAGAAAUUAAAAAAAAUCUUUAUUUGAAAUCCAGAUUCUUUCUUAGAGAAUCAAAAACUUAUUGGGGUCUUUAUCAGACUCAAAUAAAAUAAGUAUUGAUUGUUAAUAACAGAUUAUUUAAGCUGCUAUAGUAACACAGUCAUCAGUGAUAUGUGGCAUUAAAGGGAUAUUCUGGCGUAAAAUUACGUUAGGGUCAAACACACCGUAACACCGAGUUAGACACCCCGUCAAGAGACGAAUGUUGCCGACCACUUUCUUCUCUGGUUAUACCAACUUUAGUAACGACCGCAGGAUAGCAAUACACAGAGACAAACCUCAACCAAAACGCCACUCUAUAGCCACAAAUAAUGCUCAGAACAGCACCUAACUUCAUCAACAGGACAUAUAGGCUCCCAGCCAUAGUACUAGCCACCAAACAUCUUUUUAACUUUGACUGAUUUCUUUAGCAAAGAGACUAAACACAACUCACCUACUCUCUUCCAGCAGCCGCUUGUUUGUACGGAGACCUCCGGGUGAGUCUAUCAUUGACUGCUCCGGGGUCGCCACAGCUCAAGGAAGAACAUUUAUGAUCAUUUCUUUAUCACUUCCUUGAAGUAAUAAUCAUCAUAUUAAUUAUUUUGCACUGCAGACACAGUAGAUCCUCUGCAUUAGUGUCUCAGUCUUGAUUGCAUUUCCAUGAAGAAAUUAUCAUAAAUGUUCUUCCUUGAGCUGCGUCCCCCCCCCGCUGUAGUCCUUAAUGGACUGGCCUGAGGUCUUGCUACAAACAAGCGGCUGCUGGAAGAGAGUAGGUGAGUUGUGUUUAGUCUCUUUGCUAAAGAAAUCAGUCAAAGUUAAAAUGAUGUUUGGUGUCUAGUACUAUGUCUGUGACCCUAUAUGUCCUGUUGAUGAAGUUAGGUGCUGUUCUGAGCAUUAUUUGUGGCUAUAGAGUGGCGUUUUGGUUGAGCGUGUGUCUCUCUGUAUUGCUAUCUGUGGUCGUUACUAAAGUUUGUAUAACUAGAGAAGCAAGCAGUCGGCAACAUUCAUCUCUCGAGGGGGUGUCUAACUCUGUGUUAUGGUAUGUUUGACCAUAACUUAAUUUUACGCCGGAAUAUCCCUUUAAGGUUUCAGAGGACUCACACCUUUAAGGAGAUACAGAGCAGCUUUGCCAAGUUAAACUCAAUAUUAGAGACGCUGAGAGACAAUCAGAGCAGCUGAGGAUUACAGUAGGACACUAAUACUGUGACAUCAAAUGUACGAGACCCACUGGGAAGUUCCUCAUUUGCUCUGAAACCUUCUGAUGUUCCUCUGGUGGAGUGAAACCUUCUAGAACUCUGUUUGAGGUUGUGUUUUUAAUGAUUGUGCACAUUAGUGUACAGGUCAUUUGGACGACUGAUAAUACAGUUUUUUUGGGACUUCAUCUUUUUAUCAGCACACUGACUUUAGUUGGUUUUCUUAUUUUGACGCCUGGUUUUGUCUCCUCUUGUCUCAGGAUGGUUUAAAACUGCAGAAUCGCACCAUCAUGUUAGAACCAGACAACACCUCAUCUGA